GCGAGAGGUUGAUGUCACAACGUGUUGCGCUCUCUCUCUCUCUCUCCACACGACUCUUUCCAGGUAGUUUCGUCGUCAGAUCUUCACUAUUUCACCACAAACAGAGUGGUCCUUUUUCCACCCCUCUCUAGGGAAAAUCUAGAGAUUCCCUAACCCCUUUCGCUACGUUCUCCGAGUGAAGAAACUACUAGUAUAAAAUACGGUAGUACGUUGAUUCCACUCAUCCCCUCACCGAAGCUCUGAGAAAAAAACCAAAGCUCUCUGCUUUCUCUUCAAUGGCUACUUCGAAAUCCCAAAAUCCCUUCUCCUCCUCCGCUUCUUCUUCUAAACCCGAACUCAAGGGCAGAUACGACAUUUUCUUGAGUUUUAGAGGCUCUGACACCCGCAAGAAGUUCACCGAUCACCUCAACCACGCUCUCGUGUGCGAGGGGUUCCAAACAUUCAGAGACGACGACGAGAUUGAGAGGGGUGAGGUUAUCGAAUCCGAGUCGCUGGAAGCAAUCCGGAAUUCCAGGAUGUCGGUAAUCGUGUUAUCGGAAAACUAUGCCAAUUCGACCUCGUGCCUGUUUGAACUCCAGAUGAUUCUGGAGCUCUGUAAGAAGUCGGAUCAUUUCCUUUUGCCCGUGUUUUACGAGGUGGAACCUGAGGUGCUCAAGGGGCAGUCAGAGAAUCUGGUUUUCGAAAAUAAGGAAGCGACGGUUGAGAGAGUGAAGGGAUGGAGUCAGGCUCUUAAAGAGGUUGCGCGUAUGACUGGGAAGGUUUUCCGGAAGGAAUCUGAUGGGUAUGAAGCCACAUUCAUUGAGGAAAUUGUUGGUCAACUCAAAAGCAAGGUAGUUGGCAAGCAUUUGAUGGUUGGCGACCAUCUAGUAGGUAUGGAUUGGCAAACCAUUCGAGUUACUUCAUGGCUAAAAGAUAUGUCAACUAGGGUUGGCAUUCUUUUGAUAUGUGGAAUGGGUGGAAUAGGUAAGACGACGAUUGCUAAAGUUAUUUUUAAUUCCAACCAUACUAGAUAUGAUGCUGCCUGUUUCCUCCCAAAUAUUAGAGAAGUUGCCAAAGCACCCAAUGGAUUAGUCCGUUUGCAAAGACAGCUUCUUUCAAAUAUUUUGGGAAAAGAAGAGCACAAAGUGAACGAUGUUGACGAUGGAUGUAGGAGGAUGAAAUGUGUCUUAGCCAACAAAAGAAUUCUUUUGGUCCUUGAUGAUGUGGAUCAAACGGACCAACUAUCUGCAUUAGCUGGCCAACAAGAUUGGUUUAAGCCAGGAAGUAAAAUUAUCAUAAUCACUAGGAUCGAGAGGAUGAUGAAUGAUGAUGAAAUUUAUGAAGUGUACAGACCUCAAAAAUUAGGCUGUGAUGAAUCACUAGAGCUUUUCAGUUGGCAUGCUUUUGGACAAAAACACCCCGCUCAAGGUCACAUGGACUUAUCAAAAAGGUUUGUGCAACAUUGUGAUGGGCUUCCUCUUGCUCUUCAAGUGGUGGGCUCUUCUGUACGGAAGAAAAAUAUAGAUCUAUGGGAAAGUGAGUUACAGAAAUUGGAAGCAGCUUCUGAUAAUGCAAUUCCGGAAAAACUUGAAAUAAGUUAUGAUUCUCUAAAAGAUAAACACGAUAAAGAUCUAUUCCUGGACAUAGCUUGUUUCUUUGUUGGAAAAAAGAAAAAUAAAACGAUCAAAAUACUAGAAGGAUGUGAUUGUUUUCCACUUGCUGGAAUUCAUAACCUUGUCGACAGAAAUCUCUUAACAAUUGAAAAUGAGACGUUGCAAAUGCAUCAGUUACUUCAGGACAUGGGAAAACAAAUUGUUUGCCGUGAAUCUAAGCAUCCUGAGAAGCGUAGCAGAAUUUGGCGCCCUAGAGAAACCUUCAACAUUUUGCUAGAAAAAAGUGGUACGGAAAAAAUUGAAGGCCUUGUACUUGACAUGAACGUGUUAGGAAAUUCUGACAUGGCUGCGAUUGAAGCAAAUACAUUUGAAAAGAUGCAUAAUUUGAGACUACUCAAGCUGAGUGGUGUACAACUAUCUGGAACUUCCAAGGCAUUUCCCAAAAGAUUACGAUGGUUGUAUUGGCGUGGUUUUCCUUCAGCAUUUUUCCCCAAUGAUUUUCCUCUGGAGAACUUGGUCUCUCUUGACAUGCGUUAUAGCAACUUGAAACAACUUUGGGAAGGAACUCAGGUUCUUGGAUCGUUGAAAAUUUUAAAUCUCAGUCACUCCCCAAAACUUGUUAAAACUCCAGAUUUCUCGAGAAUUCCCAACCUAGAGAAAUUGGUUCUCAAAGUUUGUCCAAGUUUGUUCGAGGUCGAUGAAUCUAUCGUAGAACUACGGAUGAUAGAGUCACUGAAUCUACAAGAUUGCAAAAAACUGAGAAAGCUUCCAAAAAAUAUUGGUAUGCUAGAAUCUCUUGUAGAAAUAGAUAUUUCUGGUUGCUCAAACCUUAUGGGGGCAAUAGAGGAGCUGGGGAAGAUGAAAUCACUGCAAGUGCUUAAGGCAAGUGGAAUGGAGGUUGUAUCACAAGCAUCUAUUUGGCCUUGGGUUCUAAAACCAAGGGUACAAAUGUCAUUGGCCUUACCAAGCUCUUUGGUACGUUUAGAUCUUUCUAAUUGCAAUCUCACCAAUGAUGCAUUUCCCAGGGAUCUUAAGCUCUCCAAGUUACAGCACUUAUUUCUAGGUGGGAAUCCAGUUUCUAGCCUACCUAACUUCAUUAAAGAUCUUACAAGUCUCCAAACCUUGGAUUUAUCAUGGUGUCCAAAGCUCCAACAGAUUCUCUGGCCAUCGAUUGGUUUAGAAAACCUGAUUGUUUCAGAGUCCCGAUCAUUGGAAAAAAUAACGUACGAGUCUGCUUCGGCCUGCAUAAAAUGCAUCACACAUGGUGCUUGCAUGAGUUUAGAUUACGUUCAGCAUGGUUUCAAGAUCUUACCUGUAAAAAAAGUCAAUGUGGAACUGAUCAACGAAAUUGGCUUCUUCAACUUGGACUCCAUGGCAAAUGUUGAGGCGUUGGUCACUAACUUAAUUGUAUGGAGUAGAAAGAAGUGUCCCAUCCAGAUACUGCAGGAAGGUUCUAUAUUGAGCACAUAUUUUCCUGGGACUGAAGUUCCACACUGGUUUAGCAACAAGAACUGUGGAUUCACUGUAUCUUUAACUAUGACUUCAUCAUCUCCUCAUUGCGGUAUUUCAGGCUUGAACCUUUGUUUGGUAUAUACUGUUCCUGGCAAUCUGGAUUGGUUGCCAGAGCCUUUAGAAGUUGAAGUAAAUAACAAGAGCCGUGGAAUGAAGAGGGUCUAUACACCAAGGUGCUAUGGCAUUCCAGAACCAGGUGGAGAUAUGGUGUGGUUAAGCCAUUGGCUACCUGAGUCGAAAUUUUUUGAAGAUGGCGAUGAACUGCAAGUUUUGUUCAAUUUAAAAGUUGAUGGACAAAUUAAGGAGUGCGGAGCCCACAUUCUGUAUUUCAGAGAAGAUGAGAUAGGCAAAUACUUGAGCACUCUACACCAUUCAUGGGAUUCUAACAUGUUUCGGAUCGUGGCUUUGGAAGCAUUGAAUCAACAAAAACAGAAGCAGAAAGAGGAGGAGAAGGAAGAGGAGGAGGAGCAGCAACAGCAGAAGAUGCAGAAAAACCAUGAAUUGACUUGUGACAUACAGAGUAAAGAAGCUCGAGAUGCUGUAGGUGAUCAAGUCUCAGAGUUAACGGGGGAAGUUGGCAACAGAGCAGUACCCAGCUCACAAUAGGUUGAAUGGCAAGCCGCGUCACUGAAUUCUUUACCUAGUAUGAAUUGCUAGCCAGAAUGAAUUCAUUACACAAUAGGUUGAAUUGCAAGCCGCAUCUCUGGGACAUGGUUCGUGUGUAUUGGAAGUUUCUCUUGGGAGAUCUCAAAAUGCUAAAAGUCUCGGAUCUGCCAGACCAAUACUUUAUUUGUUGAAUUUCUGCUGCUAGUGUUUAUUUUUCUUGUUCUUUUGGCUGAAGUCUUAGAGGUGCGUUUAAGAGAACCUCGGGUUAUUUUUGGAGCCCUUUGUCUUCUUUCAUGCUCUUUUCUGCUACAUGGCGCUCUCUGUCCUAUCUUUUGCAUACGAAAAACUUAAGCAGCCAGGUUUGGAGUGGUUUGUUGACUAA
Molecule: messenger RNA, 4092 nt
Organism: Rhododendron vialii
Lineage: Eukaryota; Viridiplantae; Streptophyta; Magnoliopsida; Ericales; Ericaceae
Product: disease resistance protein RUN1-like
Exons: 6
Coding region: 276-3710 (1144 amino acids)
Biological process (GO): signal transduction; defense response
Molecular function (GO): ADP binding; protein binding
Source: RefSeq, a predicted model, not a curated record